This is a messenger RNA of Psammomys obesus (fat sand rat), 5321 nucleotides long. It is a transcript of the gene Fbxo21, whose product is annotated as F-box protein 21. Bases 32 to 1915 code for a protein of 627 amino acids. Lineage: Eukaryota; Metazoa; Chordata; Mammalia; Rodentia; Muridae. Gene Ontology annotation, molecular function: protein binding; DNA binding. The record is from RefSeq and is a predicted model, not a curated record. The transcript is spliced from 12 exons.
CGCGCAGUGGCCCCUCAGGUACGCGGACAAAAUGGCGGCGGUAGCGGGGGACAGCGCUAUGGAGGUGGUGCCGGCGCUGGCCGAAGAGGCCGCGACCGAAGCGACGGGCCCCAGCUGCCUGGUGCAGCUGCCCGGCGAGGUGCUGGAGUACAUCCUUUGCAGCGGCUCCCUCACCGCGCUGGACAUCGGCCGCGUGUCCAGCACCUGCCGUCGCCUGCGCGAGGUGUGCCAGAGCAGCGGCCAGGUGUGGAAGGAGCAGUUCCGGGUGAGGUGGCCCUCCCUGAUGAAGCACUACAGUCCCACUGACUACGUCAAUUGGUUAGAGGAAUAUAAAGUUCGGCAGAAAGCUGGCUUAGAAGCCCGGAAGAUUGUAGCCUCCUUCUCCAAACGGUUCUUUUCAGAGCACGUUCCUUGUAACGGCUUUAGUGACAUUGAAAACCUUGAGGGUCCAGAGAUAUUUUUUGAGGAUGAGCUGGUAUGCAUCCUAAACAUGGAAGGAAGGAAAGCUUUGACUUGGAAAUACUACGCAAAGAAAAUCCUUUACUACCUGCGGCAGCAGAAAAUCCUCAACAACCUCAAAGCUUUCCUGCAGCAGCCGGAUGACUACGAGUCCUAUCUUGAAGGUGCCGUUUACAUUGACCAGUACUGCAACCCUCUCUCUGACAUCAGCCUCAAAGACAUCCAGGCCCAGAUCCACAGCAUUGUGGAGCUUGUGUGCAAAACCCUCCGUGGUAUCAACAGCCGACAUCCCAGCCUGACCUUCAGGGCAGGUGAGUCCUCCAUGAUAAUGGAGAUAGAACUCCAGAGCCAAGUGCUGGACGCCAUCAACUAUGUCCUAUACGACCAGCUGAAGUUCAAAGGGAACCGCAUGGACUACUACAAUGCCUUGAACCUGUACAUGCACCAGGUGUUGACCCGCAGAACAGGGAUCCCCAUCAGCAUGUCUCUGCUUUACCUGACCAUCGCCCGGCAGCUGGGGGUCCCCCUGGAGCCUGUCAACUUCCCAAGCCACUUCCUGCUGAGGUGGUGCCAAGGCGCAGAAGGGGCAACCCUGGACAUCUUCGACUACAUCUACAUCGAUGCUUUUGGGAAGGGCAAGCAGCUGACUGUGAAGGAGUGUGAGUACCUGAUCGGCCAGCAUGUGACAGCAGCGCUCUAUGGUGUGGUGAACGUGAAGAAAGUGCUGCAGCGCAUGGUGGGCAACCUGCUGAGCCUGGGCAAAAGGGAAGGCAUUGACCAGUCCUACCAGCUCCUCAGAGACUCCUUGGACCUGUACCUGGCGAUGUACCCAGACCAGGUGCAGCUCCUGCUCCUCCAGGCCAGACUCUACUUCCACCUGGGCAUCUGGCCAGAGAAGUCUUUCUGUCUUGUCUUGAAGGUGCUUGACAUCCUCCAGCACAUCCAGACCCUCGACCCGGGGCAACACGGGGCGGUGGGCUACCUAGUACAGCACACGCUAGAGCACAUUGAGCGCAAGAAGGAGGAGGUGGGCGUGGAGGUGAAGCUGCGCUCUGAGGAGAAGCACAGGGAUGUCUGCUACUCCAUUGGGCUCGUUAUGAAGCACAAGAGGUAUGGCUACAACUGUGUGAUAUAUGGCUGGGACCCCACCUGCAUGAUGGGGCACGAGUGGAUCCGAAACAUGAACGUGCACAGUCUGCCGCAUGGCCACCAUCAGCCCUUCUACAACGUGCUGGUGGAGGAUGGCUCCUGCAGAUAUGCAGCCCAAGAAAACCUGGAAUACAACGUGGAGCCUCAGGAAAUCUCGCACCCGGAUGUGGGACGCUACUUCUCAGAGUUCACAGGCACACACUACAUCCCAAAUGCAGAGCUGGAGAUCCGGUACCCCGAGGACCUGGAGUUUGUGUACGAGACAGUGCAGAACAUUUACAGUGCAAAGGAGGACACAGCCGAGUAGACUCAGGGGAUGUUACAUCUUUGCUGCUUCUGCUGCUACCUUCUAGGGGAACAGGAUUCCUGAAGGACAUGUGCUGGUCCCCCUGGAGUCCGCACAGGACAGCCACUUCACCAGCAGCCCUGGCUGCCUCCCCAGUUUAGAUGGUGUGUGCUCCUCCGGCCACAGAGACAGCGUUGCUCUCCGCUACACUAGUGAAUCAGUUGAAAGGCACCGUGUCCAGUGGCAUGGCUCGUCUGCUUGUCCCGUGGUGACAGUGUGUGACAUUCUGUCUUCAUGAGGUCUCACCGUCCACACUGCUCUUUCAUCCCCUUCCUAUCCCUGUCUCCAUCUACACUGUGUCGUCGUUUCUCCGGCUGGGCAGACGGGGUCCAUGUUUCCUGCUCCCUGGCACAUGGGCGUGCCCUGAGUCAGGACUGCCUGCCCCUUUCCUUGAGUUUGGUUGUACUCAGAUAAAGGCGUAGGGAUGGGAGUCAGAAUGAUUAGAAUUAUUAUUUUACUUUUUGCUAAUACAUGAAACACAGACUUCAAGUGUCCCCCCCCCCUUUUUUUUUUUAACUUAAAUUGGACACUGACAGCUUCUCCCUUCUCUCCCGCUGGGUCUGUGCCCACUUGUGCCCGUCGUGAGCUUCUGUCAUGUUACAUUGGUUCUCUGAGCAGAUGCACAGUAAUGGCCUUUCUGAGUGCUGUUCUCCACAUUCAUCAGCUGCUCCUUUAGGAAGACUGCUCCUUGUUUAGCCUUAGGAAUCCACUCCAGUGUCAUGAGUGGAUCCUAAGUUAUGGUCUGUUUCAGUAGUGAGGCCUGAAGAUGAAAAUUGCCCUUAAAACUUGUACCUCCUGGUCCCCAAAAACUUCUCGUCAGGAGAAUUAACUGAAAAAGCCUAGCCAGGGGAAACAGGUUUCAUGCCCUUGUCACUCCUUAGAGUCACAUCCAGACCCUCCAUUUUGAGAGUGUUGGGCUUGUGAGAAAAGGCAUGCAUGCUUUGGGCUUCGGGCUGCCAGUCUUAAGGCUCCAGGACGCUGGCUCCAGAAUGAGGCCUAGCCUCGGGUCAUCCCUGGCUUCUUUCUGCCUGAUGCUGUGAGUGUGAAGGGACUGAGCCUUUAGCAGGUCCCAGUGGGUGCCACCUGGUUCUCAGGUGAGCUCUCCUGUAGGAACUCACCCAGUGGGCUGACAGCACUUUCGCCCUGCGUUUAGAAUGAUGUUGCCCUAGAGAAUGGGGCCCCAGAGGGCUGCCUGCCAUGCGCGCCUGCCUACCUUCUGCAUGUGCAUCCUCACGCCACUUGAGAUGACCACUCCCUCCUCGACUGCCCUCCACCACCCCAGGAUGGCUGAGGGAGACCCUUAGGCAAUCUCCAGAAGGCUGAGAAGCCCGAGGCUCUUGCAGCAGCUGAGAGGCUCUUUCUUGUCCUGUCUGUGCCUCACCCAUCAGAGCCACUCAGCGGCUUUGCACUCGAAUUUGGGAUUUGACCACUCAGAGCAUCUGCCUGAGGUUGGGGGAUUUUAUUUACACCUACUCACUGAAAGGAGAAAAUCAACCCACAAGGAUUCACACCCUUGCAUCCCAGUACUAAGCCACAGAGCAUGCUGGGAGUUUCAUUGCUGGGCUUCUGCUUUGAUUUCCUUUUUUCCAUAGAGAAAUGUCAAAGCUGAGAAAGAUGGCUUUCCUCCCUGACCUGACUGUAAAUAUGUACCUAGACUGUUUUUAAAUGUGUUUCUUCACGAAGGCUUCGUUUGGCUGAGGGAGCCUGUAUCACCUGUGUAAGUUGGUAUUUGGGCACUUUAUAUUUUUCUAAAAAUGUGUUUUGGAUCCUGUACUCUAAUAAAUCAUAAGUUUCUUUUUAAAAAAUUUUCCAAAAGUUUUCUCCAUUUUAAAAAACCCUGUUAUAAAAAGUAGAACUUUCAGAAUGUUAAAUUUGCUAAAGAUUUGAUUAUAGCAACUUCUAACGAAUGCCAAGGUUUUGGGUUUUUUUGUUUUAUUUUGUUUUUUGGGUUUUUUUUGUUUUUUUUUGUUUUUUUCUUUUUGUACAACAAUUAAUAAAUGAACUUACCAAGAGAAACCACACCAGUGGCCUGCCCACUUUCAUUCAGUAUCAAGACAGGAGAAAGCAGGGUCUCUCCUGAUUGAGGUUAAAAAAAGAAAAAUAGCCAAGCCUAGUUUUCUUUUAACAUUUGCCGAGUGUCUUGCUGAGUGUAGACUUUCUGGACCCUGGUGACGGCUGGAAGAAGUGGCCAGCUGUCAGGGGAGCACUGCUGUUGUCUACCAGCUGAGAACUGCUCUUCGAGGAGGGAAAAGCAGGACGGCAGUGUCUGUUGGCGUGCCAGCUGCGCUGCACUCUACUCCGGGACGUCGUGCUGGAAACACGGGUGGGUCUGCUCAGAGUAAGACCUCUGCUCGCCUGCAGCUUGCUAGACAGAGAGGCCAGACAUGUCUUCCUCAGUAGGACCACGAGCUUGCCCAGCGCACACCCACACACUCCUGUAUAGCACCCCAGUUCCAGUUUCUGCGGCUAUCCUCAGAAGUGGGCUCAGAGGGAGCUGAGAUGUCCAAGGCUAGCCCGUCCCUGUCACCUCAGUUUGCCAGGACCUUGUUUUCUAGCUCGGGGUGCCAUUGUGGACUCAGUCAUGUGUGUCAGCAGCUGCUUAUGCUCUCAUUUGGAAGUGUUUCCUUCUUACAGUAGAUGGAGGCGGGCCAGCGGCAGGUAACUCUCCUAUAAAGACGGGCCGUUUCUUAGCUUUAGUCCUAACUGGAAGUGGAGGCAAUUGGAUGACCUGACCGGAGACUACAUUUACAAGCAUCUGCUCUGUCUACAUCCAGAUGUAGCCCAUGCUGUCCUUGUCUACCUGGCCUUGUUUGGACCGAACGAAAGAACAUGUAUGGAGGCAGACUUGAGACACGGGCUCUUUAUUGGAGAAUGCUGAUGGCUGUCGUGGCAGUGCUGGCUUAUGGAAGGUAAUGGCUUAAAUGGUCCCCUGGCCAUGUGCUAAGCAGAGCCAGAUCACCAAAUGCCUCACCUGCGCUGGUGACAUCUUUUGUUUGUCUUUCAAUUCCAAAGGUGUGUGUGAUGACCCCACUCCCUCAAGGCCGCUUGGAGGCAGGCUGCUGCUCUACUAGGCCUUGGUUUGGAUAGAGCUCUGCUGUGUAAAUGUAGGCUGGGCUGUCUGUGUAGGUGGGUGAAAGAGAAAACCACAACUGAACCCAGCCCUUCACAGCCAUGCCAUGGACAUAACUACCUCACUGCACUGCUCCCCCUUCCUUGCGUUCUGAGUGUCCCAAAGCCUUGGGGUUCGAGAACGUUCCCUUCCAUGGAUAAAAAUUCUGUGUAAUUAGAGCAUCAGUGUGCGGCAGCCACUUAGUGACAAUUGUACCAAGUCAAUGCUGCUUCUGAAAUAAAUAGACCGAAAAAUACU